Molecule: messenger RNA, 516 nt
Organism: Cyphellophora attinorum
Lineage: Eukaryota; Fungi; Ascomycota; Eurotiomycetes; Chaetothyriales; Cyphellophoraceae
Product: Glutathione peroxidase 2
Exons: 1
Coding region: 1-516 (171 amino acids)
Biological process (GO): response to oxidative stress
Molecular function (GO): glutathione peroxidase activity
Source: RefSeq, a predicted model, not a curated record
AUGGCCUCCGCCACCACUUUCUUCGACUUCACGCCUAAGGACAAGAAGGGGCAAGAGUACCCACUGGCGCAACAUAAAGGCAAGGUCGUACUUGUCGUCAACACUGCCUCCAAAUGCGGCUUCACACCUCAAUUCAAGGGCUUAGAGUCAGUAUGGAAGAGCGUCUCACAGAAAUAUCCCAAUGACUUUGUCGUCCUCGGCUUUCCCUGCAAUCAAUUCGGCGGCCAAGAUCCGGGCAGCGACGAUCAAAUCCAGGAGUUUUGCCAGGUCAACUAUGGCGUGACGUUCCCGGUGCUCGGCAAGACGGACGUCAACGGUGACAAAGCUGAGCCGGUGUAUGCCUGGAUGAAGAACGAAAAGCCAGGUCUUCUCGGCCUUCAGCGCAUUAAGUGGAACUUCGAGAAGUUCCUCAUCGACCGCGACGGGAAGGUCGUCAAUCGGUGGGCAAGCACGGGCAAGCCAGAAGCCAUUGAGAAGGACGUCGUUGCCCUGAUCGAGAAGACGAAGAAGCAGUAA